AUGACACGUUAUUUUUAUAAUUAUUCAUCUUUGAUUUUUUUUUAUUGUUAUUUUCUUUUUUAUUCUUUCCUUUCUUCCUUUUUCUUUUUUUUUUAUUCGUCCGUCCUUUUCUUCAUUAUUCUCCUUUUCAUCUUUCUUUUCUUUUUUCUUAUUCGUCAUUUCUUUCUUUUUCCUUUUCUUUUUUUCUUUUCAUUUUUUUCUGAUUCGUCUGCCUUUAUCAUUUUUUUUGGCUUUUCUUCUUUUUUCUUUUUUUUUAUUCGUCAUUUCUUUCUUUUUUAUGUUCUUUUUUUCUUGAUACGCUUUUCAUUUACCUUUUCUUUUUUCUUUUUCUUAUUCGACUUUUCUUUUUCUUUUUCUUUUCUUUUUUCUUAUUCGUCAUUUCUUUUGUCUUUUCUUUUUUCUUAUCCGUCAUUUCUUUUGUCUUUUCUUUUUUCUUAUUCGUCAUUUCUUUUGUCUUUUCUUUUUUCUUAUUCGCUUUUUCUUUUUUUCUUUUUUUUCUUAUUCUUCAUUACUUUUUCCUUUUCUUUUUCCUUUUUUCUUAUUCGUUGUUUCUGUUUUCUUUUCUUUUUCUUUUCAUUUUUAUUAUUCGUCACCAACUUUUUCUUUUCUUUUUCACAUUCUGCAUUUCUUUUUUCCUUUUCUUUUUUUUUCUUAUUCGUCAUUUCUUUCUUUAAUGUUUUUUUCUUAUCCGUCAUUUUUUUUCUUUUUUCUUAUUUUUCAUUUCUUUUUUUUCCUUUGCUUUUUUCAUUUCUUUUUCUCAUUCUUAUUUCUGUUUUUUUCUUUUCAUUUUUAUCAUUCAUUUCCUUUUCCUUUUUUUUCUUUCUCGUUAAAUUUUGUCGAUUCAGUUUUCUUAUUCAUUUUUCUGUUUUCUUUUUUUAUUAUUCAUCAGUUCCUUUUGCUUUUCUUUGA
Messenger RNA from Acanthosepion pharaonis, 909 nucleotides. The record is from the annotation of a GenBank genome assembly. Lineage: Eukaryota; Metazoa; Mollusca; Cephalopoda; Sepiida; Sepiidae.